UACAAUGACAUUUCUGACAGUUACAUUUUUGAAUUAUGAUUGUUGAUUUAUGACAUCUCAAUCUGAUCUUUACGUUCCGAAAAAGUACCAAUGGACUCUUUUUACGGGGCACCACGGCAGCCCCCACCUCUUCCAACUAUAAAUCCAAUUCAACGCAUUCCUUUAGUUCCUGAAGUCUCGAUUAUCGACAACUCGGCUUUUCCGACGUCUCGAAAAACAUUCGAUUUUAAUGGUGCCACAAGACCCAACAGUGAUUCGUUCAUUCACAUGAAAAAACACGUGCGCUUCAAGAACCACCACAAUGAACCAACUCUCGGGAAAGAAAAUUUGCCACAAACACUUAAGGCAGUGCCGGAUUUGAAUGGCAAGACUUUCAAGCAAAUUUAUAUGGCGAAUGUGCCAGACAGGCAUUUAGAUUUGAGUAUUUUUGAAUCUCCCAAACGACAUAAUUUAGUUGAGCCCCCUAAAGAAAAUACUGAAAGAAACAAUUGGCAAUUAAGUAAACAAUGUGAUAGCUUUGUUAAUGUGACACCCACAAUGUGCAAUCCGCAAUUUAACGACCUGACGUUAAAGAGUAUUGAAAAUACAACCUCAAACACAAAUUGGAGACCCAGAGACCAGAAUUUAUUCACAACGAGUUCAGAUCGCGUCAAUUUGACACAAACCCACAGAAAUAAAACGCAGCACUGUACAGAAAUCUGCACCCAAACUGAGCCCCAAAAUUACGACAAAUGCACUGACAUUGCAACCCCCAGUGAUGAACCCACUCUAAAAGAUCUGUACCGACUAAUCCAACAACAAAAUGAACAAAUCAUGAAUUUGCAACACCAAGUGAAUAGUUUGAAGACAAGUCAACAACAUGAAGUUGAUGAUACAAUUCCAAGACCUUUUUUGAAAGACUUGAACAGUCCAAGCAAAAAGAGUUUAUUUUCGUUUGGUGUUAAAGCCACAAGUGUGGAAUUUUCGUUUCGAGCGCCACACAAACUGCGCAAAAAUGAGUUUGUGGAACCCAAAAUCCAGGAGAUUGAGGAGUGUGAUAAUAGUACUAGUAACCAGAGUAAUUCUUUGCAUUUAAAUGAAUCUUUUGAGGUGAAAAGUGGAUAUGUUAGUAAUGUACAAAGUAUAGCAAUUGAAAUGGGUGAUUAUCAGAAUUCAGAUGAGGAAGGUGAAGGCGAAGAGGGCGAAAUUCAACUUUCAUUGUGCAAUGAUAUUAUGAAUCAAGUCACCAAUGUUUUAAAAAAUGCCCAGAAAUACUCAGAGUGUGGACAAGCUCCUGCCAACAAUUUUGGACAAACGUUACAUAAUAAUUUGUCCCCUAUUCAAGAAGCGAGUGAAGUCACUAGAAACACGGACAUUGAUGUGGAAAAUUGUAGCGAAUCUGAGGUAAGUUACGCCGUCCAGCAGCUCCUAAUGAAGUAUUUACCAUCUGAAAAAUUACCAAACGUUUCCAACAAACCUAAACUGCCGACCCUAAAACUGAAACCAUCCAACAAAGAAAUGUCUUUUGCCACGCUCCAGUACUUGAAGAAGUACAACCUUAUUGACAAUACAAAGAAUGUUGAUCAAGCUAAAAAAUUACCAGUUGCAGACCCCAAAAUAUUAAACUUGACAGCACUGAAAAUGCAACGCAAGCAUCUGUAGGUUUAUUAGCAACAAAACGUAGUUCGAGUAUUCUAUUUUUAUAUUUACAAAUAAAUACUAAUUGACUAGUA
This is a messenger RNA of Zophobas morio, 1712 nucleotides long. RefSeq lists its product as uncharacterized. The record is from RefSeq and is a predicted model, not a curated record. The transcript is spliced from 6 exons. Lineage: Eukaryota; Metazoa; Arthropoda; Insecta; Coleoptera; Tenebrionidae. The coding region runs from base 91 to 1641 and encodes 516 amino acids.